Messenger RNA from Pyrus x bretschneideri (Chinese white pear), 1008 nucleotides. Its product is annotated as glycine-rich cell wall structural protein-like. Bases 1 to 1008 code for a protein of 335 amino acids. The transcript has a single exon. Lineage: Eukaryota; Viridiplantae; Streptophyta; Magnoliopsida; Rosales; Rosaceae. The record is from RefSeq and is a predicted model, not a curated record.
AUGACAACACCAAAAAAAUGGGCAUCCGUAGCUUAUUUGCUGUUACUUAGCUGGGGAGUGAGCUCUGCUCACAGGGCAAUUAAUAUUGGCAAGGAUAAAGCCUUACUAGUUGAUAAACCAGAUUCCCUUGGCCUCCGACAAAUUGGAGGAGGGCUUGGCGGACAAAUGGGAGGGGGGCUUGAUGGGCAGAUGGGAGGGGGGCUCGGCGGACAGAUGGGAGGAGGGCUUGGAGGGCAAAUAGGAGGAGAGCUUGGCGGACUAAUGAGGGGAGGGCUUGGAGGACAAAUUGGAGGAGGCAUUGGUGGAGGACAGAUGGGAGGAGGGGUUGGCGGACAAAUGGGGGGAGGGCUGGGUGGACAAAUCGGGGGAGGGCUUGGAGGAAUAAUUGGAGGAGGACUUGGUGGACAGAUACGAGGUGGGAUUAUUGGAGGUGGUAUUAGUUUCAAUCCAGGUUUUGGUGGCGGAGGUGAGGGGAAUUGUGGUGGCCGUGGAUAUAGUGGUGGUGAAGGCGGUGGUAGUUGCGGUGGCCAAGAUGGUGUAUAUGGAUGCGGAGAAGGUGGUGGUAGUUGUGUUGACCAGGGCGGUGGUGGUAGCUGUGGUUACCAAGGCAGUGGAUGUGUCGGAAGCUAUGGAGGUGGCAAUUGUGGCGGCGAAGGUGGUGAAAGUGACGGUGGGGAAGGCGGCGGUCAUUAUGGCGGCCAAGGCAGUGAUGCUAAUUCUACUGUUCACCAUAACAAUCUCAAAACGGCCUAUGUAUCCAGGGAGGCAACCAAAAGCCAUGAACAAAAUGGCAACCAUAUGAAAUUGAAGACGGACAUGAACAAUGGAAGACGCCAACAGAUGAAAGUAAACGCAAUUCUGAAUCGCGUCAAGCGCAUGCUAUCGAUGCCAUACCUCCACAAGUUCUGGACGCCAUUGCCAUGGCCCCACAAUCAGGCUAGGCAGACCAGGAUCUUCUAUAAAUAUAUUAUCUCUGGUGUAAUACUGUGUUUCACAGAAGUUCAAUAA